AGUAUAUGUGUCCUGUGAGCAAAUUCUCAAGCUUAGGAGAGGUUCCUACAGUCAGGAGUCGCUCCACCAGGCAGUAGAAUUGAAAAUGGGACUGGCUCAGAGCCUGUGAUUUGAUCGGAUGUCAUCGUCGGCUGGCGAAAAUGGACGACUUCGCCGGAGCACGACGUCUUGUGCUGCCGCAGCUCCUUUCUCCUGCAGAAUGCAAGGAACUCGAAUUCAUCCACAAAAGUUGUGGCGUUGUUGGAUAUCGACCUUGGGUGCUCUCCACUACACUCUGUCAUUUAGUCGCUACCAACUGUGCUAAUCUCAUUUUGCCUAUACUCCCCAUUCGAGAAAAGGUGAAGGAAAUUGUGGAGGAGCACUUUGGUCGCGAGUACGAACUUUUCACCGAGUUCACUGGCUUGAUCAGCUGGACUAAGGGAGCCAAGAUUGGAUGGCAUAGUGAUGACAACAGACCCUACUUAAAGCAGCGGCACUUCUCGGCAGUUUGUUAUUUGAACAAUUAUGAAGAGGAUUUCAAAGGAGGUCUUUUCCAUUUUGAAGAAGGUGAUCCACAGACGGUAGUUCCAUCUGCUGGGACUGUUGUCAUCUACACAGCAGACGAGAAAAACAUGCACUGUGUUGAUGAGAUAACAGAUGGAGAGCGCUGCACGCUCGCUCUGUGGUUCACACUGAACAAAGCACAUGAUGAGGACGAGAAACUGAUCCAGCAACUCUCUGCCUUGAGCUCAAACUUCUGUGGCGUCAUGUCGGACCAAAUCUUAGAACAAGGUGGUCUCACUUUGGGCCUUCCAGUUUCUGCUUCUAGUAUCAUGUACAACUUAAAUGGGAGCGUUCAGCAAGAUGAACGUUCAGAUGAAAAGUCGGAAGUCGCAGAAGAACGUCCUGUUGAUGAUCUUCGUCUCGGUCGUAUGGCUCGCCUAGGGUUUACAUGCAGUUUUUCUUCAAACUACUCUGGCGAUGAACAGGAUCGGCCUGUGGGCAUCUUGUACAGGCACGAAGAAGUGCCUUGCACAUUUUCAAAUAUGAUGCACGCUUUGCAGGUGAUCCAGUUUCACCAUUUCAGACGAUCUAUCAUGAAGUUAAAAUCUUCUGCUGAUGCAGAGGAAACUUUAGCGUUUUCGAAGAUACAUGAUGGUACUAACCGUGAAAGUCUGGGCAAGGAAAACUCACCCCUAGAGAACACACAUGGAGGUACGCAAGCAAGACGGACUUCCGAAGCUCAUUUAGAUGCCGAUAUAGAUGUACGAUCCAAGCGUAGGUUGGCAAUGAAAACAGGUAGAGAAAUGCAGUGCGUAGAAACGGAGAUAUUUGAAGUACGUGACUUCAUCGAAAGUUGGAAAGAAUGGAAGGCAUACUCUUCAAACCUGUGGGACCAGGUGUGCAAUUUUUUGCCUACGUGGAAGGCAACUCGCUUAUUAGUGAAUCAUACUUAAGCACCUUGCGCUACUUUCCCGACAAUCUCAUCAAAAGCAGACUUAGUGUUGAUCAUUCGUCAAACUAAUUUCUUCUACCGUAACCAGCGCAACGUCAAAGUUAUCACCCGAUGAAGGAAAAACCUGAACUUCGGAUUAACUGAGUUCGUGUGAUUCUACAGAAAAGAAGCAGCUAGUUUCGGUCAUAUGCAUCCAAGCACCCAUCAAAGGUCUUAAAUCCUCUUCACAGCGUAUUUCUCAUUCUGUUUCCGUUACCCGUGACUUCUUCUACCAGCGUCAGCUUACGGUAUAUCUUUCCUCCCAAAAGCCGGAAAGAAAGUAGCUCCGACGACAAGGAAGCCUUUCGAAAGAGCUCUGACUCAGAAAGGGUGUUAGGAAGGAUGGUGGUAGAGUCAGUACUAGGUGACAAAAUCUUCAGUACGUAGAUGUGGCGCUCAAUGGCUCAAAUUCAGUAAAACCACCAGAUAAAGAUGACAACCAGCACGAAGUGAUACCGAAAGCGAAAGGUCAAUGUUGAUUGAUGUUAAUUGAAGGACAAGCUAGAUUGGAGCUUCAGUGUUUCAGAAUCACAACGUGUCUCCAGUAACAUACUCAACAGGACAGUAUAGACGGAGGAAACGGCUG
Marchantia polymorpha subsp. ruderalis is the source of this 2060-nucleotide messenger RNA. Lineage: Eukaryota; Viridiplantae; Streptophyta; Marchantiopsida; Marchantiales; Marchantiaceae. The record is from the annotation of a GenBank genome assembly.